AUGAACAGUUUCUUCGACAACAGAGCGCGCCAAGCGGCGGCUGCAGCCAAAGCUGCCUCCUCAUCGAAAGACACAGCGCUGACACAGGACAAUAAGCUUCAGCCAUGGGUUGAGAAGUACCGGCCGAAGUCUCUCGACGAUGUCGCCGCUCAAGAUCACACAGUCACAGUGCUCCGCCGAACGCUACAGUCCGCCAACCUUCCACAUAUGCUCUUCUAUGGACCUCCAGGAACCGGAAAGACCUCGACAGUGCUGGCACUGGCCAAGCAGCUCUAUGGCCCUGAACUUAUCAAGUCCAGAGUGCUGGAACUCAACGCAUCUGAUGAGCGAGGCAUUAGCAUCGUGAGAGAAAAGGUCAAAGAUUUCGCGAGAAUGCAGUUGUCAAAUCCGCCAGCGGGACCGGCAGGAGAAGAGUAUAGAAAGAAGUACCCUUGCCCUCCGUACAAGAUUAUCGUUCUGGAUGAGGCAGACAGCAUGACGCAAGACGCACAGUCAGCGUUGCGAAGGACAAUGGAGACAUACAGCAAAAUCACCCGCUUUUGCUUGGUUUGCAACUACGUCACGAGAAUCAUCGACCCGCUUGCAUCGAGAUGCUCGAAGUUCCGCUUCAAGCUGCUCGACGAAGGGAACGCCGGCAGACGAAUUGAGGAUAUAGCAAGGCUUGAGAAUGUGACCCUCGAGGAAGGCGUCACCAACACCUUACUUCGCUGUAGUGACGGCGAUCUGAGAAAAGCCAUCACUUUCCUACAGUCUGCAGCACGUCUAGUCGGUGCUGUGCAAGCAUCAACACAACCAGAUAAGAAGCGGAAACGCACGAAGGUGGAGGAGGAUGAUGAUGACGCCGACGCCAUGGAUAUCGAUGCUGCUCCUUCGCCACCUAUCACAGUCCAAAGCAUCGAAGAGAUCGCAGGCGUCAUCCCCAACAACACAAUUGAGCGACUCACGACGGCGAUGACACCGAAACCGAAAUCGAGAGCGCCCUAUGGACCUAUAGCUCAAGCAGUGGAGGACUUGGUCGCUGAAGGUUGGUCGGCAACACAAAUCGUCUCUCAACUGUACGAUAAGAUCGUGCUUGGAGACGAGACGGUGGGCGACGGUGCCAAGAACAAGAUAAUGCUCACUUUCUCCGAGACCGACAAGAGAUUGGUAGAUGGAAGCGACGAGCAUUUAACCAUUCUGGAUCUAUGCUUACAAAUAUCUGGUAUGAUGGGACAAUGA
Molecule: messenger RNA, 1218 nt
Organism: Pseudocercospora fijiensis CIRAD86
Lineage: Eukaryota; Fungi; Ascomycota; Dothideomycetes; Mycosphaerellales; Mycosphaerellaceae
Exons: 2
Coding region: 1-1218 (405 amino acids)
Biological process (GO): DNA repair; DNA-templated DNA replication
Cellular component (GO): nucleus; DNA replication factor C complex
Molecular function (GO): ATP hydrolysis activity; ATP binding; DNA clamp loader activity
Source: RefSeq, a predicted model, not a curated record